This is a messenger RNA of Candidozyma auris, 1170 nucleotides long. RefSeq names its product ribosome biosynthesis protein KRR1 (gene KRR1). The transcript has a single exon. Gene Ontology annotation, molecular function: RNA binding. NCBI's taxonomy places the organism in Eukaryota, Fungi, Ascomycota, Pichiomycetes, Serinales, Metschnikowiaceae. Bases 1 to 1170 code for a protein of 389 amino acids. The record is from RefSeq and is a predicted model, not a curated record. Gene Ontology annotation, cellular component: nucleolus; small-subunit processome.
AUGCCUUCCACACACAACAGAGACAAGCCUUGGGAUACGCCCGAUAUAGAUAAGUGGAAGAUUGAAGAGUUUACCGAGGCAGACAAUGCGCUGGGCUUGCCGUUUGCGGAGGAGUCGUCAUUUAUGACGCUUUUCCCUAAAUACAGAGAGAACUACCUUCGGUCGAUCUGGCCAGAUUUGACUCAGGCGUUGGACAAACACAGAAUCGCAUGUCAGCUUGACUUGGUCGAAGGUUCGAUGACCGUGAGCACGACAAGAAAGACGUUUGACCCUGCGAUCAUUUUGAAGGCCAGAGAUCUCAUAAAGCUUUUGGCUAGAUCGGUUCCCUUUCCCCAGGCGGUGAAAAUCUUACAGGAUGACGUUGCAUGUGAUGUGAUCAAAAUUGGUAAUUUUGUACUGAACAAAGAGAGGUUUGUCAAGAGAAGACAGCGUUUGGUGGGUCCUAACGGUAAUACGCUUAAGGCCUUGGAGCUUUUAACUAAAUGCUAUAUCUUGGUGCAAGGAAACACUGUGAGUGCUAUGGGCCCUUAUAAAGGGUUGAAGGAGGUGCGUAGAGUUGUUGAAGAUUGCAUGAAGAAUGUUCACCCCAUAUACCAUAUCAAGGAGCUCAUGAUUAAGCAAGAGCUCGCCAAGAAUCCUGAGUUGGCCAACGAAGAUUGGUCGAGGUUUUUGCCAAUGUUCAAGAAGCGUAACGUUGCAAGAAAGAAGAAGGAGACCACCGAGAAGAAGAAGAAGGUGUACACGCCAUUCCCUCCAGCACAGACGCCCAGAAAGGUUGAUUUGCAGAUUGAGAGCGGUGAGUAUUUCUUGGGUAAGAAAGAGAAGUAUUUGCGUGAUCUUCAACAGAAGCGUGCCAAGCAAGAGGAGGUGUCUGAGCAGAGAAGAGUGGAGCGAAACCAGGCAUUUGAAGCCCCCGAGGAAGCUCUGUAUGAGAACAAGUUGAUCGGAGAGAAGCGCAAGCGCGAAGACUCGGACGAUCUGGAGAAGCAAGUGAAGAAAGAGAAGACGGAAAAGAAGAGCAAGGAAGAGGGCAAGGAUAAGAAGGACAAGAAAGAGAAGAAGGAAAAGAAGGAGAAGAAAGAGAAGAAAGAGAAGAAAGAGAAGAAAGAGAAGAAAGAGAAGAAGGAGAAGAAGGAAAAAAAGAGCAAAAAAGGCGAAGAUGACGAGUAG